Messenger RNA from Stylophora pistillata, 2292 nucleotides. RefSeq lists its product as uncharacterized. Gene Ontology annotation, molecular function: exonuclease activity; nucleic acid binding. The record is from RefSeq and is a predicted model, not a curated record. Gene Ontology annotation, cellular component: nucleus. Lineage: Eukaryota; Metazoa; Cnidaria; Anthozoa; Scleractinia; Pocilloporidae.
AUUUGUAGACUAAAAAAUCGAAAAAAAGAAAAUGGCCAGCAAACCAAGAACCAGUAAAGAAGAAAAAGAAGAGAAAGGAGGAGAGUGUUAAAAAAGUACAAAAGCCAAAGAUCAUCCCUCAUUCACAUUAUUUGUUCAGGGUUGGACAACACACCAAAGAAAGACUUAAGAUCUCGAACAUAACAGAUCUCAUUUUAUUUGCAUCCCUGCAAGAUGUUCAUCCCAGAUGCCAGUCUUGGUGUCAAAUAGAAGGUGCUGAUAAAGUCCACAAAGUUGUCAUUGUUAUUGUCAGUGGUGUGGGAGCAAAGGAAUUUCUGGAAAACAAAGAUAAUUUUCCUAAAUGUAGCAGCCUCUUUGAGUUGGGCAUAAACACCAAAGCCUCGGGAACAUACUUUAGUGUCAAACUUCCGCAUGAGAGCUUACUUUUCAUUGACAUGCCAAAGGAACAGCGAAAGAAACUGAGGAAAAGGCUGGAAAAGAGUGACACUAAACUUGGUAGAGAGGACUACAAAUUAACACUAGAGGAGAUGCGUCAAAAUAACUUUCCACUCCCAAGUGCUGUCAGUGGGGAUGACAUUGGGGAAGGAGAACAUAAUGGGUUUAUUUCAACGAAACCAUUUAAGAAGUCCAAGAAAUCUCCAGAAUCACCAAUGUUUGCAAUUGAUUGUGAGAUGUGUAACUCAGCACUUGGGAAAGAGCUCACAAGAAUAUCUUUGGUUGAUGAAUCAUGUAAGGUGGUUUAUGACACACUUGUAAAACCACCCAGGCUGAUACUGGACUACAAAACAAAGUUUAGUGGAAUCACUGCAGAAAUGCUGGAGAAUGUAACUACAACUUUAACAGAUGUUCAGAGACAUUUGGUAGAUAUUCUUCCUGCAGAUGCUAUUCUCUUGGGGCAUUCACUGGAGUUUGACCUUACAGCUCUUAAGCUCUAUCACACAAGGGUGAUUGACACUUCUCUCCUUUAUGGAGACAGUAACGGAGUACCUUUAUUUAAAUCAUCAUUACGGAAUCUUGCUCGUCAGCAUUUAAAGAAAGAUAUUCAGAAUGGAGAAAAUGGUCAUUGUUCAAUUGAAGAUGCAAAAACGUGCAUGGAAUUGGUUCAGCUUAAAAUUAAAAAUGGUCCUUACUUUGGAAGAACCUUUACAGGAAAGGAAGGAUUAUUCGAGAGAAUUGAACGUAGUAAGAAGAGAGGAUCCUUCCUGGAUUUCCCAGGAGUUGUAAAAAAGUUUGGCAAAGGCGCAACCCAUGCAGUAACUUGCUCUUCAGAUGAAGAGGUAGUUUCUGGUGCUGUCGAAUUAAUGGAGUCGUCCGAUAUCAUCUGGACUCAUCUUCAUGAAGCUGAGAUGUUUUUCAAAGAGGGGCAGUCAAGCAUUUGUGACAAACAGCAAAGAACUUUCAAGGACGUACUUCAUUCUGUGGACUCAAGAAUACAGCAAAUCCACGAUGCAGUGCCAAGUGACUGUUUGUUAUUAGUGAUGUUUGGUUGCAGUAAUUUAUCGCCCGUGAUAAGGCUUCAGUCACAGGCAAAAGAAAAUCAAGCCAGCAGAAGUGAACUGAAAGAAGUUGUAAGGAAGACAAAAAAUGGACUGUGCUUUCUGAAAAUUACGUAGCUGUGUUACUUUCGCAACAGACAGCCGAGAAGCAACCAAGUGUUUUUGGAGCUUGUUGAAGAAUGUACAAGGAAACCGUUUCCAAUAUUGCAGAAAUAUUCGUUAACUUAGUUCAGAAGGGUUUUAAUACACAAGCAUUCACAUUGAAUACUAAUUCCUUUGGGCCAAUUAUUCAUUUCUAAUAAAUUCAGUGAGAGAAAAUGAUACAGACUACUUCAAACGCUGCGAGUGAGAACUCCAUGAAAACCUACCUUUGUCAACAUGAGAGGCCAUUACAACAGCGGGAACGGAGAGGAAUUAACGCAUUUUAUGGUUCUAGCGGUUGCCUUUGAACCAUUGACGGAUUUUACAAGAACAUUUUGCACAUUUGAUUUUAGGAAACCAGCUGAGUAAACUCCAAAAGUUUUUGUGAAGAAACUCCAGGCAGUCAAAGUGAACUUUUUGCUAUUUGUUCACGAGUUUUAAUAAUCUUAACUUCGGUUGUGUAUUCAUAAAUUUUUUAUGAAACAACGUCUCGAAAUUUAUGUCAAAAAUAGUAUCUACGUUGUUGGGAGGUUAAUGAAUAUUCUUCGAGCUUCUAAAUCGAUUGUGAAGGGAUUGUUUACAGAAUGUUUUUUCAGUUUGCUUUCCCAGUGCCCAUACAUAAAAAUAUAAUGUGACAUUUCUUUUUGGCAUGAAA